UUUUUCUUUUUCUUUUUUUUUUUUUUUGAACAUGGGCAAUUAGGGGGAGGGGGAAGGGGAUGAGAAAGGGGAAGGGAUGGAGUUUGAACUAACGUUUUCAGUGAAUUUAAUUAUGUUUUUGGCAGAAGACAGCCGAGAGGUUCAACUACUUGACUUGAGAGGAGGAAAUUUUGUGAAUGAAUACGCAAAUAACGAUUUUGAGGGUGAGAGGGUGGAAGGAUCCCAAGAAUUUCCUUCGAUUCAGUUAGAUAUUAUAAAUGCAGCAACAAAACAUUUCUGUGAUGAAAAUAAACUCGGAGAAGGCGGAUUUGGCCCCGUAUACAAGGGUACACUGGCAAAUGGUAAAGAAAUUGCGGUUAAGAGGCUCUCUAGAACUUCUGGUCAAGGGUUACUAGAAUUCAAAAAUGAAGUUAUGUUAAUUGCUAGAUUACAACAUAAGAAUCUUGUAAGACUCCUGGGAUGUUGCAUUGAGGAUAACGAAACAUUGUUGGUUUAUGAAUACAUGCCCAACAGAAGUCUAGAUGUCUUCCUUUUUGAUUCUAGCAUGAGUGUGCAAUUGGACUGGCAAAGACGGUUUAGCAUCGUCACUGGAAUUGCUCGAGGCAUCAUGUAUCUUCAUGAGGAUUCUCGUCUCAGAAUUAUUCAUAGGGACCUUAAAGUAAGUAAUAUUUUGUUGGAUAGUGAAAUGAAUCCAAAGAUAUCUGAUUUUGGUAUGGCAAGGAUUUUCAGUGUAAACCAAAGUGAAGCAAACACCAACAGAGUUGUGGGAACAUAUUACACUCUUGAGAAAUUCAACAGUGGAUAUAUGGCUCCAGAAUAUGCUAUGGAAGGACUUUUUUCUGUCAAAUCUGAUGUGUUUAGCUUUGGAGUCAUGUUGCUAGAAAUUAUAAGCGGGAAGAAGAACAAUGGAUUUUACUUUUAUGAACGCUGUGAAAGCCUUCUAACCUUUGCAUGGAAACUAUGGUCUCAAGGUCAAGGAAUGCAGCUGAUAGACCCACAACUGGUGCAGUCAUUUGUGGAGUUUGAAGUGCUCAAGUGCAUCCAUAUUGGUCUGCUUUGUGUGCAGAAAGAUCCGGUGGACAGGCCCACCAUGUCAUCUGUAAUACUCAUGUUGGGCAAUGAGAACUUAACUCUUCCUAGACCUACAGAACCUGCAUUUUUUGUUGGACGAGUUGUUGCAGAAUCAGCUACACCCUCUACAGAUAACAAUGUCUGUUCUGUCAACGAGGUAACACUUUCAGACGUGUCACCUCGUUGAUUGUUUGUGCUUUCUCUGAUAUUUCUAAUUAAUCUUCCUUUCUUUAUUGAAUCAAACUUCGUACAUUUA
Messenger RNA from Rubroshorea leprosula, 1327 nucleotides. Lineage: Eukaryota; Viridiplantae; Streptophyta; Magnoliopsida; Malvales; Dipterocarpaceae. The record is from the annotation of a GenBank genome assembly.